AUGGAGGAAGGGCUGAUUUCGGUGGAUCGAUGGAGCGAACCAUCGCAGGCUUAUUUCCUGUCCCACCUACACACGGACCACACCAAAGGCCUGUCCCGCAGAUGGAAAAGGGGCCCACUUUUCUGUUCUUCAAUCACAGCUAAGCUCUUACCCACAAGGUUCCCAGGUUUCAAUCUCUCUCUUCUCAGAGUUCUGGAGAUCGGAACGCCGCAUUCAGUUUCUCUGGUCUCCCCAAAAUCUGGAUUGGAGAUUACUGUUCAAGUCGUGGCCAUUGAUGCUAACCACUGCCCUGGUGCUGUCAUGUACUUGUUUCAUGGCGAAUUCGGAUCCAUGCUAUACACUGGCGACUUUCGUUGGGAAACAACCAGUGAUAGGACACAGAUAGCGAAGGCAAUGCUCCUCAAUGCUCUUGGGGAUGAUAAACUCGGCAUGCUUUACUUAGACAACACUUACUGCAAUCCGUGGUUUUCUUUUCCUCCCCGUGAAGUUGUUGCUCAACAGGUGGUUGAUUUGAUUGCUUCCCAUCCAGAUCAUGAUAUUGUCAUUGGCAUCAAUACCCUUGGGAAGGAAGAUCUUUUGCUCCACAUUUCACGUGCUUUAAAAACAAAGAUCUGGGUAUGGCCAGAACGUCUGCAAACCAUGCACAUCCUCAGCUAUGGUGACAUCUUCACCACAAAUACUAGCAUUACAAGAGUUAGAGCUGUUCCCCGCGAGAGCCUUACCAUCGAUAACCUUAAAGCACUGAACACAGUACGUCCCACCAUCGGAAUCAUGCCCUCUGGUCUUCCAUGGGUGAGACCUGCAAAUGAAAAGGAUGCUUCUCAUGGGGCUUCUCAUUCUAAUCGUCAUAAAAGAAAAAUGACCAUUGGUGGAAGUUCAGUUGAUUCAAGCAAGGUUGGUGAAUCACCGAGCUCGCCCCUGAUGUUAAAUCAUCAUGUCUAUUCAGUUCCAUACUCAGAUCAUUCGUGCUUUACUGAGAUACGUGAAUUUAUCGAGUUCAUCCGGCCUUCCUACAUAAAGGGUAUUGUAUCUUCAUCAACUUGGUACAUCAACCCAUUUCACUACUUUGGGAACCUUUGUGGGGCUCAUAAGCAAAUGGAGGAAUCAUCUAAGAACAUCAGAAGUGACUUGGCUGAAAAUGUUGAGAUCAUACAAACUGAAUCUUCUGUUGGACAUGACAAGUUCGAUGAGGUGAAGAUAAGCACAAAAGUUGUUCGCCAAGCUGCGCGCAAAAGCAGGGUUAGUGUAGUAAGACGGGAAAGAAAGGGAGUACGGAUCACUCAUAUGGAUGAUAGUUCUAGAACUGAUUUUGAUGUUUGAAUUGCAUUGCUUGAAAAUGUUGAAGAUGACUAUUGCAGGAUGGGUUGCCAUUUCAUGGGCAUUAUCCUCCCAUCAUAUCUGUUUGUAAGUAGAUUGGCACAUCAAUGUUGAUAUAACAGAAUUUCAAGUGCUUCUAACUUUUUCUUGAAAAUUCAGGAUGCAUUGAUCAGUAACAAUGUUCAUAGGUUCUUCAGGUA
This is a messenger RNA of Magnolia sinica, 1517 nucleotides long. RefSeq lists its product as uncharacterized. The transcript has 4 exons. Gene Ontology annotation, biological process: protection from non-homologous end joining at telomere; double-strand break repair via nonhomologous end joining; interstrand cross-link repair. The record is from RefSeq and is a predicted model, not a curated record. Gene Ontology annotation, molecular function: 5'-3' DNA exonuclease activity; damaged DNA binding. The coding region runs from base 1 to 1320 and encodes 439 amino acids. NCBI's taxonomy places the organism in Eukaryota, Viridiplantae, Streptophyta, Magnoliopsida, Magnoliales, Magnoliaceae.